AUGGCGUCGGGAUGGUCGGAGCUUCCAAAGGAUCUGUUGUGGUCCAUAGCUACUUGUCUUGUUACAUAUACUGAUCAAGUUCGGUUCACAUGUGUUUGUACUUCAUGGAGAUCCGUCUUGCCAACUAUUGAGGUUCGCUCGCAUGCGUGGUUGCUACUACCUCGUAAUAAUGACACAAAUAAAGAACAUGAAAAGUUUUAUAGUUUACACGAAAAGAAAGAUUCUCCUAGAAUCUCUCUCUUUAACCCAUUCACUAGGGUUCAAAUCGCCCUUCCACCGAGGUAUAAGUUCCCUGAUGUGAGAAAGUAUUGUGCAAAGAAGCUUGACACUGAAUAUGCACUUGAACCCUAUGAUGGACAAAAGAACACUUACCUUGAAGCUGCAUCUCAUGUUCACAAUAGUUUUCUAGACAAACUUGUCCUAUCUUCAAGUCCUACCUCAAGCAAAGCUCCUAAUUGUAUGGUUGCUGCAAUUUAUGGUAGUCAUUGUAACUUGGCCUACUGUAAAGUUGGAGAUAAAAGGUGGACAUGCAUUGCCAAAGGUAGGAUGGGAUAUGAUGAUGCCAUCUUUCAUGACCAAAAGUUAUAUGCUGUGACAUUUACAAGUUACGUGGAGGUUCAAAGGCAUACGAAAAGCACAGGGGACAGCAAAACUUAUCUUUAUCGAACAACUUUCUUCAACUUAUAUAUGUAUGAACCUAGCCGUCGAAGUUGGUGUAAGGUGGAAAACAUCGGUGAAAAUGUGUUGUUUUUGGGACUAAAUACAUCAAUUUCAAUAGCAUCUUCUGAUCUUCAUGGAUAUAAGGGGAAUCAUAUUUAUUUCACAGAUAAUUUUCUCGAUUUCCACGAGUUUGGUGUUAAAGGAGGUUAUGACAUUGGUGUCUACGACUUGGAUAGUAGAAGGGUACAGUCCUUGCCAUGCCAUGAUAUUGAAAAACGUUGGUUGUGGCCAACGCCAAUCUGGUACAUACACAACCCUGAAGAUUUCAUUGAGCAGGACAAGGAUGCAACGACAAAGCUCAAUUAG
Solanum lycopersicum (tomato) is the source of this 1026-nucleotide messenger RNA. Its product is annotated as F-box protein SKIP23-like. Gene Ontology annotation, molecular function: protein binding. The record is from RefSeq and is a predicted model, not a curated record. Lineage: Eukaryota; Viridiplantae; Streptophyta; Magnoliopsida; Solanales; Solanaceae.